AUGGCAUCUUCAAGUGGAGAGUCUUCCCAUUCCAGUUCGGGUACGCGGUCUCGUGAGAGGCGAUAUGCAGCUCAGCAGACCGAACCCAUCGCUUCCGGAGAAUCGUCAAAAGCGAAGGUCACCUCGGCCUGUGACGCCUGCAAACGGAGGAAAGUCAAGUGUACGGGGACUCAGCCUUGCGACAGAUGUGUGCAGAGUGGUGUCACAUGCACCUUUGGCAGCUCGGCCGGACGAACUUCUGCCGUCUCCUACACGCGCCAUCUGGAAGAGAAGAUCGCCGAAUUGCAAGCCCUGUUGAGGCAACGACCGCCGCUGGAGAGUGACGAACAACGCGAUGAAGUUGAAGAGUCUAGGGAGACCGCCAGAGGGAACAUGCUCGAUGCGUUGACUGGGCCUGAGGAUGAUCAUAUCUUUGUAUCACAAGCUGAUGGUGCUGUCUCCUUCCAUGGCCGCCUCGCUGGGCUGAGCGUCCUUCGUACAGUCCGCGACCUCUGCACUCAGGUCUCUGGAACUACCGACAUGCCCUUUGAAUUCACCGGGCAAGCACUGGUGGAAUCUUUCGACACCAACCUUCUUGACCUCCCAAGUGCGAAUCGGAUGGCAACGUUCGCCUUGUUGCCCUCUCGAGAAAGAUUGCAGAAGAUCGUCGGCGUCGCACUCAACAACGUGCUGAACUGCAAGGAAUGUCUUGACCGGGAGCAGCUGAAGCAGCAAGUCACGCACCUUUAUGACCGCGAUCCGGACGACUAUACACAGGAGGACCGUCGUGCACUGGGCUUGAUCUACGCUCUCAUGGCUCUUGGCAGGAGGCACGAGCCUGUAGACGAAGACGAAGAGCUUAAUCAAGGCACGGAAAUGCUGGUACUUAAAGGCGUCACAUACUUUAGAGCGGCCAGAUCGAUCGUCGACAGAUGCGAAGUCCACGACCUCAACUCCAUCCGAACGCUCAUCGUCAUGACGAGCUACCUGAUCUCUUCAUCCAUGAUGUCCAUGGCCUACGGCUACAUCUGCGCCGGCGUCACCGCCGCCAUGAGAAUGGGCCUCCACGUCUCCAGCACCGCCAUGCGCGGCAAAUUCACCCAAGCCGAGCUCACCGAACGACGACAGGUCUUCGGCGUCCUCAACAUGAUGGACACCUACAUCUCCAGCAUCCUCGGCAUGCCCAACAUCCUCCGCGACGCCGACACCGACGCCGCCGUCCCCGCCCCGGAGGAAGAAAUGCACGACCUAGGCCGUGCCUGGUCCCUCGCGAACCCCCUCGACCCCGUCUCCGAAACCCUCCUCAACGCCAAACUCUUUCAAAUCCAAGCCAAGAUCCUGCAAGAACACUACCCGCCCUCCAAAUACGCCGUGAACCACGAGGGGAAAUUCUCCAUCCCAGACCUCAAAAUCAACGGCUUCGCCGCCGAACUCGACAGAUGGCACGCCGACCUCCCCGCCAUGUCGCCCUCGGGCGUCGUCGACGACCGCGCCCUGCGCUCCCAGCUCCUCCUGCGCUUCUGCUUCCACUCGGUGCAAGUCUCGCUGUACCGCCCCUUCCUGCACCACGUCGCGCGCGACCGCAACGACCCGAACUUCAACUACAAGGGCUACGAGUUCGGCUCCGCGUGCAUCAAGGCGUGCACGCAGGUCGUCUGGCUCAUCGACGCCAUCGACCGGCACGGCUUCCUGCACGAGGCGCAGUGGUUCAACACGUACCACCUCGCGUUCGCGGCGAGCUCGCUGAUGCUGUUCGUGUUGGCGAAUAGGGAUGGGCCGACGGUGGAGGAGAGCCAGAUUGCGGCGGGGAAGGCGAGGGAGUUGUUGGGGAAGCAGGCGAGGAGGAAUCUUGCGGCGAGGAGGUGUUAUGAGAGUUUGGCCAGGAUUCCGGGGACGGCGACGGGCGAGGAGAUGGGUGAAGGAGGGAGUAUGUCUCCUCGGACGAGGUUCAUGGUCGGGAUUGGGGCGUUGGAUCCGUUGGUCGAGAGGACGGGGAGGCCGUGA
This is a messenger RNA of Zasmidium cellare ATCC 36951, 1983 nucleotides long. RefSeq lists its product as uncharacterized. NCBI's taxonomy places the organism in Eukaryota, Fungi, Ascomycota, Dothideomycetes, Mycosphaerellales, Mycosphaerellaceae. Gene Ontology annotation, molecular function: zinc ion binding; DNA-binding transcription factor activity, RNA polymerase II-specific; sequence-specific DNA binding. The transcript has 4 exons. Gene Ontology annotation, cellular component: nucleus. The record is from RefSeq and is a predicted model, not a curated record. Gene Ontology annotation, biological process: positive regulation of transcription by RNA polymerase II; DNA-templated transcription. The coding region runs from base 1 to 1983 and encodes 660 amino acids.